AUGCCCAUCUACGAAGGAAUCGGAUCUGAUAAGAAUUCUGUCGUCCUAGAAAUUGGGUCUGCUUUCACGAAGUGCGGUUUUGCUUCUGAACUGUCGCCCCGUGCGAUCUUGCCCAGCCAAAUCUACCUGCCGACGUUUGACAAAACAGUUGACAUUGUCGAGUUGCAAGAUGAAAAAGUCCUGACGAUUGCGCUGAAAGAAUUUUUACAAAAAAUAUAUUUCAAGUAUUUAGCCGUCAAUCCGAAAGACAGGCGUGUCGUUAUUGUCGAAUCAAUUUUCACUUCAAACCUUUUUCGUCAGAAGCUAGUUGACGUACUGUUUCGUCAUUUAGAUGUUCAAAGUCUCCUGCUGGUUCCGAAUCAUGUCAUGGUUCUGGCCACUUUGGGCAUCAACACAGGCCUGGUGUUAGACGUUGGCUACAAAGAGGCUACAGCCAUUCCAAUUGUUGAAUCAGUCACACUACUUGAUCUGGUAAAAUUUGCUCCUCUAGGCUCAAAAUCUAUUCACUACCGAAUAAACGACGAGCUUAUUCAACGAAAUGCCAUCAUCAUGGAAAAUGGUCAAGAAAGUCCCGUGGGCGAUUCACUCAGCGAAACUAUUCUUGAAGACAUAAAGAUAAAAACCUGCUUUGUUACCACUAUUGAACGAGGGUCUCACCUAGUGUAUCAAAAGUUGAGCGACGAAGCUAAAAGUCAAAAGCAACCCCCGGUAGAGUGUUCCAUCACUCGUCCUCCACCAGCGGUGCGAUUCCCAGUCGAGGGCAACAAACUUCUGAAAAUACCAGGCUCUCUGCAACCAGGCAUCACGCUGCAGGGUGAACGAGGUGGCGCGCUUGUUGACGUCGCUCUGCAGCAUCAGNGUGCUGGAAUCCUGGCCUGUAGCUUUGCCGAAUAA
This is a messenger RNA of Rhagoletis zephyria (snowberry fruit fly), 894 nucleotides long. The record is from RefSeq and is a predicted model, not a curated record. NCBI's taxonomy places the organism in Eukaryota, Metazoa, Arthropoda, Insecta, Diptera, Tephritidae.